GGCAGUGGGCUUUCUUCAAUAACAGGAAAUUCUUCAUGCGGGCUUGGGCGUCGACGAUAAGAGCUUGCGUCCCAGCCCAAUUGAUCUGCCGACCGGCUUAUCUCCUUCACCAGAAUAAAGUGAUCUGUCUCCAACUCAACUAUCUACCUAAGCUUCGAACCUCCUUAGGGUUACUGCGAUCUCUGACAGCCUGACGCAGGCACGAAAGAAAGACGAGAAAGUGGAAAGACAUAUAAGAUGGGUAACCUCUUCUGCUGCAUUCAAGUUGACCAGUCCACAGUAGCUUUUAAGGAGAGAUUUGGCAAGUUUGAAGAAGUACUGCAGCCUGGGUGUCAUUUUCUUCCUUGGAUUCUCGGAUAUCGGCGUGCUGGCAAACUCUCGCUCCGAUUGCAGCAGUUGGAUGUGAAAUGCGAAACCAAGACCAAGGACAAUCUGUUUGUCUAUGUUGUUGCAUCUGUGCAAUACCGACCCCUUGUAGACAAAGCAAUCGAUGCCUUUUACCAGCUGAGCAACCCGAGGAGUCAGAUGGAGACCUAUGUGAUCAGUGUGAUCAGAGCUAGUGUCGCAAAGCUAAACGUGGAUGUUGCUUAUGAGCGGAAGAAUGAAAUUGCCGAAGCUGUUGAGAAAGAGCUCGGAAAGGCUAUGUCCGACUAUGGAUACGAGAUUGUGCGGACCCUGAUCGUGGACAUUAAACUGGAUCUUUGUGCUAGGCAAGCUAUUCGUGAAAUCGCUGAGAGGAAGGCUGAAGCGGAAAAGAUUCUGCAAAUCAAGAGAGCUGAAGGGGAUGCUAAGUACAAGAAGGCCAUUGAGGAUGUUUUAAGAAACAGUGGGCUUGACUUCUCGGAGAAAGUGCCAGGAACAACUGCAAAGGACGACAUGGACAUGAUUCUCGUGACUCAAUACUUUGACACCAUGAGGGAAAUCUGUGCAGCACAGGCACCGCUUUCAUCAGAAAGUGAUUGGUGAUCAGAGUAGAAGCAGUCAAAUUGGACUUAUUAUGUCUUUUAUUACUUUAUCACUAGGAAGAUAGUUUUCCUCUGAAGAUUCUUAAUGUGGUGGUUUAAAUUGUGUCCUGACUGCGUCUUAUGUCGUAUGACAAGAUAUGAAUGACUCAGUUUGUAUCUGUAAUUAUUUUCUAUGCUAUGAUUGUGCUUCCGCUCCCAUA
This is a messenger RNA of Syzygium oleosum, 1165 nucleotides long. RefSeq names its product hypersensitive-induced response protein 1-like. The coding region runs from base 238 to 966 and encodes 242 amino acids. The transcript has 6 exons. The record is from RefSeq and is a predicted model, not a curated record. NCBI's taxonomy places the organism in Eukaryota, Viridiplantae, Streptophyta, Magnoliopsida, Myrtales, Myrtaceae.